GGAGCAUCAUCAGCGAUCAGAUUGACCACACCGAAGAUGGACGACCGCUCCGGAGCGUCAUCGCGCGAAGAAAGGCCCGCUAGCCAUGGAAGCGCAUUUCUUUUGCUUCUUCUCCCUUGCAGCUAGCAGCAGCCUACUCUUCUGUAAAACAUACACUACUAUACUACUUACUACCUCCACCCGCGAGGCGGGCGGACACACUAAAAGUCAUUUAGAGCUCCUUUUCGGGCACAGCUCGCUCGCACCCCUCCCCUCUCGCGCGCCGCUCCGUCGCAGAGGCGUGUCCCGCCCCGCGACUGCGUCUGGCUGGUCCAGUUUCUCUUCCUCCUUCUUGCACCGACACCAUCAUCAACACCGCCUGUGACGAUGAAGCUCAAUCUCCUCGCCCUCGUCUCCUUGGCCUCGUCGGUCGCAGCCCUGUGGCCCCAUCCCACGUCCUUCACCCGGGGCAAGCAAGGCCGCGUCGUCGCCAGGUCCUUCAGCGUGGAUGUUCAGCCGCAGAAGUAUGCCCAGGAUGAGGCCCUCGUCGCAGCGUCUCAGCGCCUCCUCGCGCGCAUCAACGAUCUCCCCACCGAAGCCUUUGUUCUGGACCGCGGCGCCAGUCGUGCCGAAGCCCUUCAAGGUAGCCGGCCGCUUCAGCGCCUGUCCAUUGUCAUCGGGACCGCAACCGAGACACGUACUGAGCUUGCUGGUAGCAGAAGCAGCGACAUCCACUAUGACCCACGUGUGUCGCCCUUUGCAUUCCAAGGCGGUCAGGCCUUUUCCCUUAGCCACGAAGCCCCCCAUCGCCGCGCUCUUCGAGGCACGAGUACACAUGGCAAUCUGAUGCAGCAGGCCAUUGCGCCCCUCGAGGACCACGAUGAGCGCUACACGCUCGAGAUCACCGAACAGGGCGAGACCGCUACCGUGCAUGCGUACACGGCGCUCGGUGCGCUGCGGGCCAUGUCUACAUUCACCCAGCUGGUCUACCGCCUGCCCGGCAGCGGCAAGGUCAAUUACGUCUGGCACACGCCCCUGCGCAUCGAAGACAAGCCAGCCUUUCCGUACCGCGGCAUCAUGCUCGACACGGCACGCCACUUCAUCCCUGUUGGACACCUCAAGUCGCAGAUCGAUGCCAUGGAGCUUCUCAAGCUCAACCAGCUCCAUUGGCACAUGACCGAUGCUCAGUCUUGGCCCUUGGAGCUCCAGGGCAACGGCCUUGACAUUCUCGCCGCAAAGGGUUCUUACGGUCCUGGAAUGACAUACAGUAAAGCUCAAAUCAAGGACAUUGUUCGGUACGCCGCCGAGCGCGGCGUCAACGUCAUCCUCGAGAUCGACAUGCCUGGCCACAUGAACGCUGGUGUCAAAGACAUGCCGGGUGGACUGAUCACUUGCGAGAGCAAACUACCGUGGGAAGACUGGGCGGCGGAACCACCAAGCGGGCACCUCGACAUUCGCAAGAAAGAGGCUGCGGCCUUUGUGCAGGCCGUUUUUGACGAUGCACUCUCCGCAUUCCCGGGUCCAUACGUGUCGACGGGCAACGACGAGAUCCAAGCACAGUGCUUUGGCCUGCAAAAGGGAGACAAGGCUGGCACAGACAAGCUGCUCGCACCCUUUGUCCACACUACGCAUGCAUUCCUCUCGCAAAAGCACAAGAAGGUGCCCAUGGUGUGGGAAGAAGCCGUGCUCGACUACCCCGAGACUGGCCAAGGCCUGGUCGAGGGCACCCUCGUGGAAGCAUGGACGAGCAGCGAAAACGUGCACAAGCUCCUCGAGAACAAGAACAUCAGGCUGGUGCAUGCGCCCGUCGACUUUUUCUAUCUCGAUUGUGGUAUGGGUGCUUGGAGCGCGGUCACACCAGCGGCCACCAGCUGGUGCGCAUACGUCGACUGGCAAAAGCAAUACUCUUUCGACCCUCUGAACGGCACACAGGGCAUCCCAGGUUCUGAGGCCCGCAUCAUGGGCGGCGAGUCUGCCCUCUGGGCAGAGCAGGUUGAUGAGACCAAUCUCGAGAGUCUCUUGUGGCCGCGUGCAGCCGCUGGAGCUGAAGUGUUCUGGACAGGCGCCGAGAAAGAAAUCAACGGCGUUAGAGGACCCAGAAACAUCAAGGAGGCCACCGCUCGCAUCAACGAGAUCCGGGCCAGGCUCGUCGCCAUGGGCAUUCGCGCUGCGCCCAUCCAGCCUGACUGGUGUGUGUUCCGGGCCGGCAUGUGCUUCGACGAGCCCUCGGACGACUAGCCGCCCCCUUCAUCCCCCCAGAACACUCUUCUCAUCAAAGCGAUAGAGAACGCUUCUUCUAAUUAUGAAAUAAUACUACCAG
Messenger RNA from Acaromyces ingoldii, 2299 nucleotides. RefSeq lists its product as hypothetical. Gene Ontology annotation, molecular function: beta-N-acetylhexosaminidase activity. NCBI's taxonomy places the organism in Eukaryota, Fungi, Basidiomycota, Exobasidiomycetes, Exobasidiales, Cryptobasidiaceae. Gene Ontology annotation, biological process: glycosaminoglycan metabolic process; carbohydrate metabolic process. Bases 367 to 2217 code for a protein of 616 amino acids. Gene Ontology annotation, cellular component: membrane. The transcript has 3 exons. The record is from RefSeq and is a predicted model, not a curated record.